CCGAGCAAGUAGAAAAAAGGGGACAAGGAGAAUGGCAACUGAUAAUAAAGGGCCGUUGGUCCCUAAUGUUUCGUCAGUCGAAAGUCGAACUGCGAGUGGGGCGGUUUACUAUAUACACGCGCGAGCUGCUGCUGCACGUUAAAAGGGAAAUCAGAAGAAGAAAAAGAAUUGGUUUUAUUUACGACAGGCCCUCUCGCGAUACACAGUCGUAUCACGGCCGUGGUGUUGCAAUCUGCAUCCACAAGUUAUCCGACCGCGUGACAACCCCAAAAACUCUAUCGUAAGUCGUUACGUAGUAUGUACGCUGGUUUCGUUUUUGUUGCCCAAUCAACGCCCCGUUGCGUCUCUCCCGGCUCGCCAACAUUUUCAAAGCUCAUCUGAAAAAACGCGUUCAUAGUGCGGUUUGCCUUCAAGGCAAUAGUAAAGGUUACUACCUUAUCGUCGUCGUGUGCUGUUAGCCUUGGCGCACCAUCGAAGAGAAAAUCAACUAGACGAGAAGAAGAAGAAGAGAAAGUCUCAACACAGGCCCAGGGGCGAUCCGCCACUCGAUUCCUCCGGGCUCUUCUUCUUACAGUUCAGUUCCGCGUGGGACCCCAAACUAGGAACGUCGUCUCAGUCGUGCAUCAAUUUUUCAAAGGGUUGGAAAUCUUGUGUUAGUAUCUGGUUUAAACUUGCGACAUUCUAUGAUGGCCAUCAAAUGGUUGGUUGCCAUCGUUACGUUACUCUGUGCGGCCCAGUUCAACGACGGGCAAAAUCUACUUUCCAAACCGGAUUCGCAAUUGGACUGGCAGAUUCCUCUGACCAAAUGCUGCGCCAGUGAGAACGAGUUCUACUCGCUGGGAUUCGACACCUGCACCCUGAAUGGAGAAAUGAAUUUCAACUGGCCGCCACCGGUGUACUCGGCUAGGACCAACGAAUCUGUCAGCGCCGGUUCGGCCCGAUUCUCGUUGACUUUUAAUCUGUCGACUUGCACGUCCGGUUACGCCAGCCAGAGCACCAGAGACUUCCGCUUGUACACGGACGGAUCGGCCGUGAUCUCAUCAUCGGGGGAGCGGCUUCCAGCCAAUUCAUUCUGCCUCAACCAAAUUUCUUCGGGAGAAGUUGAUGCGGCCGAAUUCGCCGUUCGCCACUGCGCCAUCGAUCCGUGCAAUCAAACCAACUGCAUCCGCAAGUGCUGCCCGUUGGGGAUGGCGCUCAACACUACGACGCAAUUGUGUCAAACGUACAACGAGCCGUUCGCCCUGGAAUUCCGCAACGUGACGGGUCACGUCGUCACGCCCAACCCGUCGUCGUACCUCAUCCGCCAAGGAGACGUUCCGAAAUGUCAACACGGCAUGUUUCCCCUCUCGCCCAAUACCAAUCCCGAAGAUGAAUUUUACGUUCUGCCCGACGGCCAGAUUUACCUUCCCUAUUAUCCGGAAAACGACAGGUACACCCGGGAUUAUUGCAUUGACGACUUUUCCAGCGAAGAAGGCAUUUACCGGCAAGCACUUUUGUGUUUUCCUCCGCAACCGGAAGAGUCGGCAGAUAACCAACUGGUGUUGAAGGUGUUCCCUUAUUUCCUCUUUCUCUCGUCACUUUUUCUGACUGCCACGUUCGUCGUGUACGCCAUGAUUCCCGAGAUAAGAAACAUUCACGGUGUGACAAUCAUGUGUCACGUUGCAUCGCUAGCCGUCAUGUACAUUGGUUUAUGCGUUAUCCAAUUGGGUCCCCAGUUGCCGGACGGUGUCUGCGUUGGAUUAGCCGUGAUUGUUCAUUUUACAUUUCUUUCAACAUUUACCUGGCUGAACGUCAUGAGUUUCGACAUUUGGUGGACUUUCAGUCCGUUGAACUCUUCGACCAACGCCAAAGCGGUGGCCGUGGCUUUCUGGAUGCAAACGCUCGCCAAUCAAACGACGAGCUCCGCUUCAUCGUCCCCCAUCACCGAUGAUGAUGAUUGCGCAAAGGAGAAUUCAGAUCAAGACUCGGGUCCGAAUAAAAGCUUAAUUUCGAGCUGUGACUUGCGGCCACGUAAUUCCAGACACGGGCGCCAGCAUUUGGGUCGCCGCAUCAUCUUUUACUCGAUUUACGCUUGGGGUGUUCCCUUUAUUAUCGUCCUCGUCGGCCAAGUUCUCGACCAUUUGAAAAAUCUCCCGCAACACAUCGUCACCCCUGGAUUUGGCGAAGUCAAGUGCUGGUUUUUCGAGAAAGAGGCUUUCUUGGUCUACCUGUAUGGCCCCAUUGCCGUUUUGAUUCUGAGCAAUAUCGUCUUCUUUGUCAUGACGGCCGUCCUCCUCUACCGGGCCAGCGUCGACGCCGCUUUCGCUGUCAACAGUGCACACGCCAAGCAAAAGUUCCGUGUGAUUUUCAGUCUCUUCAUCCUGAUGGGCGUGUCUUGGAUGAUGGAAGUGAUCUCAUUCGCCGUCGGAGGCUCGGCUUACAUUUGGAUCCCGACCGACAUCCUCAACAUUCUGACGGGCGUCUUCAUCUUCGUCAUUUUCGUUUGCAAGCCGAACGUGUGGAAGUUGCUGAAACUCAAAUGCCCGUGUCUUAAGCGGCUGGACGGCUGCUGCCCGUCGUACAUGACCCGCUCCAACACCCGACAGGGCACCACCACACGCAGCACCAUCAAAGAAGUGUCGCACACUAAAUCGUUGAAUAAUCUGGGCGGCGGUGGCGGCGGCCAUCAGCUGGACGCAGAUUCCAAGAAGAAAAUCCGAAUGGAUGCCCCGACUCAGUCGACGCAGUUACGUGACUCGACUCAAGUCGAUUCCGGUGAUGAGAUGAUGAUCGACCACGAAUCCAUCAGAAUGGCCUGAAAAUAGGAACGCUAUAGAGGAAUUCAGGCUUCAAUUCAAUUCACGCUAAUCGCUGUUAAUUGUAGCCUGGGAGAGAGACAUGAGAUGGACAGACUCACAUUCGAUCAAAGUGCAAAGCAUUUUGAUUCGCACUUUCCUGUUGCCAAAAACAAAACAAAAAAACAAAAGACAAAUCAAUGUCGUCUAUAAUUUAAUAAGUCACGAGCAUCAAUGUCUAAGUGUAUCCAGACCACAUUCACACCCUAUACGUAUUUUGAUCAUGUUAAGCCGAUAGCUGUACAUAUUAUUUGUUUGCUGGAUUUGUGUCAGAAUGUUUCGUUGUUUCGCUUUCGCCCUGCUGAUUGUUUUCCCCCACAUUUCCCAUCAUCAGUCAAAAUGAAAAAUUCAUCGCAUGCCAUUUGUUUCUCCGUGCGCGUUGUUUCAGUGUUCCACAUUACCAUUUGAAUAGAAUACACACACACACACACACA
Molecule: messenger RNA, 3268 nt
Organism: Daphnia pulex (common water flea)
Lineage: Eukaryota; Metazoa; Arthropoda; Branchiopoda; Diplostraca; Daphniidae
Product: G-protein coupled receptor Mth2-like
Exons: 8
Coding region: 684-2798 (704 amino acids)
Biological process (GO): G protein-coupled receptor signaling pathway; cell surface receptor signaling pathway
Cellular component (GO): membrane
Molecular function (GO): G protein-coupled receptor activity
Source: RefSeq, a predicted model, not a curated record